GCCUGACAACUGGGUGUCCAGAAACCAUGUCGUCGUCGUCGCCGUGGUCGGUGAGCUGGUGGUCCUUAUCGGUGGCGCUCUGGAUCGGGGCAGUGCUACUACCGCGGCAGGGAAAUGGCCAAUGGGCGGUGUGGAACGCAACCAACGUGACCAACGGCACGAACACUACCUACGUGAUUACCCUGCCACCGUUAGCGACCACUCCACUGCCGAUUGUGCCGGCGAACGAGUCCCACUGGGAACCGAUCCCCCACUACCAGCACCCGCAAUACGAUCCGACCGGGAAGGUGCUCUGGUUCCCGAAGAUCGUCGGCGGAACACCGGCCACCACCGGCGAGUUCCCGGCCAUGGUGUCCCUCCAGCAGCUCCGCAAUUCGGCGCACGUCUGCGGCGGAACCCUGCUCACGAUGGGCCACGUCCUGACGGCGGCCCACUGUGUCACGGAUACUCGCGGUGUGGCCUCCCCUAGCACCCUGUUUCAAGUGAUGGGUGACGAUCUGCACAUACCGCCGCUGAGGGCCAGCCCGAGUCGUCAGGUGCGCACCGUGCGCUCCAUCAACGUACACCCGCGCUACGACACGUCCACCCUGGCCAACGACAUCGCCAUGGUGCGGUUGGCCAGUGACUUCCACAAAACGGGCACCCUCUAUCCGGCGAAGCGGCUCGAGCGGGCACCGAUACUUGGCGACCGGUGCAGUGUGGCCGGCUGGGGCGUUACGUCGGAGCAGUCGACCACGAUGAGUCCCGAUCUGCAGCGGAUCAACGUGGUGGUCAGUGAUUUCGGGACGUGCAAUGCCCUGUUCCAGCAGCUCCUCACGCAGGGUAUGCUGUGUGCGGGCGAUGCCGGACGUGACGCGUGCCAGGGCGACUCGGGCGGGGCGCUGCUAUGCGCCGGAGGCCGGAUGGCCGGCAUCGUGAGCUUCGGGGCCGGCUGCGCCAAACCCAACGUGCCCGGUGUCUACGUGGACAUCGUACACCACGAGAAGUGGAUUAACGGUGCGCUGAGGGGUGGAGCGGCCACACUGCUUCCCGUCACCGCCCUGCUCGCUGUGAGCCUUCUCGUGGUGCUGGGAGCAUCUUGAAGAACGCGUCGAACAGAAAAACAAUGUGUAACGGGGCAGCACGUGCUCCGAAGGCCAGAUUGAGGAU
Anopheles bellator is the source of this 1149-nucleotide messenger RNA. RefSeq lists its product as uncharacterized. Lineage: Eukaryota; Metazoa; Arthropoda; Insecta; Diptera; Culicidae. Gene Ontology annotation, molecular function: serine-type endopeptidase activity. Bases 27 to 1082 code for a protein of 351 amino acids. The transcript has 3 exons. The record is from RefSeq and is a predicted model, not a curated record. Gene Ontology annotation, biological process: proteolysis.